Sphaeramia orbicularis (orbiculate cardinalfish) is the source of this 2641-nucleotide messenger RNA. Its product is annotated as Krueppel-like factor 2. The transcript has 3 exons. NCBI's taxonomy places the organism in Eukaryota, Metazoa, Chordata, Actinopteri, Kurtiformes, Apogonidae. The record is from RefSeq and is a predicted model, not a curated record. Bases 410 to 1672 code for a protein of 420 amino acids. Gene Ontology annotation, molecular function: RNA polymerase II cis-regulatory region sequence-specific DNA binding; DNA-binding transcription factor activity, RNA polymerase II-specific. Gene Ontology annotation, biological process: regulation of transcription by RNA polymerase II.
CGGAGUGCGGAGACCAUUCAGCACCAGUCCUCGUCCUCCUCCUGACGCAGACUCUCUCAGCAGCUCUCUGUCUCUGACUCUCUUCAGGGAAACACGGACUUUUUAUACCGGGGCUAAAUUUAGGGGGCUGGUCGGUGCACAGCUUCCCCCCCAUCCUGGACGCGCUUCCUUCCCCCAGCCUCGCAUUGGUCCGAAUUGUGCAGCGAACAAUAUUUAUAAGAAAAAGUCCAGCUCGUUCCAGUCACAGCUGCACAUGAGUGAGGAGCAGCAGCGGCUCAGCGGACGGCACAAGAACAGACGCGUUCCUUAAGGGUUUUUUCAGAAGGCUCGGGGGAUUCUAGUGAUUUCACCGAGCGCCUUCUGUCAGUAUUUAGGGACAUUUUAUUUUUUAUUUUUAAUUUUCUAACGCAUGGAAAUGGCUUUGAGUGGAACCAUUUUACCUUCAAUUUCUACAUUUGCCAACCAGAAGGAGAAAUGUUGGGAAGAUAGGUGGAAGGGUGACAUGAGCGGCGUAACGCACGACAUGGACAGCAACUGUCUGGGCAGAAAAGACGAAGAGGACCUGGAUAAGUUCUUGGAUUUUGACUUUAUUCUUGCAAACACCGCCGCUUCUGACAGCGCUCCAGCCGGAGCAGGAACAGAGUCCUACCGGCUCCAGGAGUCCGCGGCGCCCGUCUACCAGCAGCCGCAGCAGGCGCACACCGGGAUGCCCCAUCCCUCGGCCUCCUACACCUCUGUCCCCGACAUCAACAGCCCACCGCCGCCCUACAACAGCCUGAUGGCGGAGCUCCUUCGCUCAGACGUGGAUACCAGCUUUCUCCCCGGGAACAUCCAGGGCAGAUUCCUGAUCAGCACCUCACCUUUCCAGCCCACUCAGGAUGUAUUCCCCGAACACCCGAACAUCAAAGUGGAGCCCGGUUCCAUGGACAGUUACGGACCUGUGAUGGGUCUGGUUCCUCAGAGCUGCACCAAAAUAAAGCACGAAGGGAACGUUGCGUGCAUGAUGUCGUACGACCAGCAGCCACGUCUCGCUAACUCCCCGCAGGCCGCCGUGGGCAGCAUGACGCCGCCUCUCAGCCCCGACGACCUGAUGAGCUCCGAGUGCCACCAGCCUCAGAUGUGCCCACCCACGUCGCUGACGUUCCCGCAGAGCUUCCACCCGCACCACCGCAGCGCCCCGGGAGGGUUCCCCCACCAGCACCCCGGGAUGCAGCUGUCUUUCCCCGGGGCGCAGCAUCAUCACCAGUUCACGGGCAUGUUCGGAGAUGACGCGGCCAUGAGCCUGCAGCAGCAGCAGCAGCAGCAGCCGGCGGCAGGACAGAGGGUCCUACUCACCCCUCCAUCCUCUCCUCUGGAAAUGAUGGACACCAAGCCAAAGAGGGGUCGCAGGUCCUGGCCCAGGAAACGGACCGCGACGCACACCUGCACUUUCAGCGGCUGUGGGAAGACCUAUACCAAAAGUUCCCACUUGAAGGCGCACCUCAGGACCCACACAGGAGAGAAACCUUACCACUGCAGCUGGGAGGGAUGCGGCUGGAAGUUCGCGCGUUCAGAUGAGCUCACACGUCACUUCCGGAAGCACACUGGCCAUCGACCCUUCCAGUGUCACCUCUGCGAAAGGGCCUUCAGCCGAUCUGACCACUUGGCUUUACACAUGAAAAGGCACAUGUGAGGGAAAACCCUCUAUUAAGGACAAAAAGGGAGAAGACAUGGACUUCUAUGCACAGCAUUAGCCCAGAAAGAACUAUAACCAUCCUAUGAUCAACUAUAGAGGGAGGCUAUGCAAUUAAAGUAUUAUAGAGUAUUAUUAUAGUGGUACCACUGCAGGAACAACUGCCAUACAGUAUGACAAGGCCACUAUUGACUACACUGUAAUACCUAUAGGUAUAUUAUAGGAAUGUUAUAGUGAUUUUUCAUUGGGGCAACAGAGCAUCAAGAUGAGAUGCUCUAAAAUGAUGUUUUGUGAGAAAUUUCUAUUUAAAUGUUAUUUUUGAAUGAAAGAAAUGCUAAACAUUACCACAAAACAAACACAGCCAAACCCGACAGAAGCACAUGAAUUCUGUUCAGACCAAAGCAUUUUUUAUGUAGCUGGUACUACUUUUUGUAUGGAAUGCUGUUUAUAUAGACAAACGUAGUAAAGGAACAUUCCACUCAACAUGUCAGGCACAUGCCACUGAAGCAACUGGAAGACAAUCAUUUGAAGAGCAAAGGUUUUGUUUUUGUAUUUUCACCAUUAGUGCCUUUUAUAACACAUAAAGCCACAUUUUACGAGUGCCAUAUCCUCCACUGGCUAAAGACAGUCAAAGUUUUAUUCUGUGUUAUAUUGUUAAGUGUAAACAGCACGUGAAAUAAGCUUAGAGACAAUGUUUUCUUCCAAAACUGCCUUUCCUUCUGUUCUCCUUAAAGGCUUGAAUUGAAUGUCUGUGAGUCUAAAAGCAUUUUGAAGUCAGGGUCUUAACAGUAGGAAGUCUUACAGAAGUGCAUGCCAUCUCAACGCCAUGUGAUUGACAAAGGGCUACACAGUCUUUGGCAAUAAUUGUUUGUGUCUUGAAGAAAUGUACUGCAUUGUAAAUAUAAUCUUUUUUAUAUAAUGUAAAUAGUUUAUUUUAAUGUACAUAUUAAACUAAAUGAACAACAUGAA